Molecule: messenger RNA, 2376 nt
Organism: Seminavis robusta
Lineage: Eukaryota; Bacillariophyta; Bacillariophyceae; Naviculales; Naviculaceae
Source: the annotation of a GenBank genome assembly
AUGAUUCUCAGAAGGAAGCGUUUGGUCUUUGGGGGUAUCUUGAUGCUAUUCCAAGCAGCCAUUGCAACUGCUGCUAGAUCAUCCGAUCCAUUUCAGUACAACAUAUGCAAUGGCUUGUCCAAUCAAAUGCUCAUUCAUGCCUCUGCCAUUGCCAAGGCGAUUCAAGAAAAACAUGACAUUGUACAAGUUCCAGACUACUUUAUUGUAAAUGGCGAGCAAACAACGGAUGAUCCCGUCGUACCCUCCAACGAAAACUCGGUCCCAUUGGCGGUCGCCUUUGAUGUACCAGCCUUGCGCAAACGCCUUCUAGAGCUGGGGAUUCAAAUGGAGUUGGUACAAUGGAAUCAUCAAGAUUCAAACAAUAAUACAACCAUGACACAACACCACCAAAAUGCAACCGAGCCAGAGUGCCCUGGCUUGACAUGGCUGUCCAUCGCAGAUCCUCACUUGGUGCUGAAACUACUCAAAGCUUUUCAACCAUCCUCCACUCUCCAAACGCAUAUUGAGAAGGUCAUGGGGCCUCUUCCGAAGCAGCAAAAUGGCAUUUGCUUUCAUCAUCGUGAUGGAACGGACUGGCACGACCACUGUCAGCGAUGGAGUGCACAUUCAAAAAACGAUGGCAUUUAUCGUGGUAAUUGUGAAGCCGACAACAAAAAGCACAGUCUCCUGGAACUACUACAGCAUCGAGCCCUCACUUCCACGGAUCGAUGGAUCUACUAUUGUGGAGAUCACAAGGUACCAGACGAAUUGCAAAACCAAAGUCAAUAUACCAUUGUCACCAAGAGCCAGUUUCUCUCGGACAAGGACCAACGAGCCGUACAUGCACUCAAGCCUGGUUCUUCGGUUCGUGAUUUGUGGGCCUUGAUGGACUUUUUCAUUUGUGGGAGCCUCCGGUAUCUGGUUGGAAACAGUGUGUCCACCUUUUCGGCCUUGCAAAUAGCACUCCGGGAACAAGAAGGGGCAUAUUGGUACAACAGCCAGUCCAUCCCACUGGGAGAUUUUUGGGAUAUCUAUCAAAUACCCAUCGCUUACACCUAUACCGAGUUGAGUGAUGAAAAGGGCAAGUACAUGCUACAGGCAUCGAUUGCUUCGGUACGACAACACAUGCCACGAAACAAGAUCCAUGUCCUGUACCAUGGAAACAAGGACCAGGAGUUUCGUCAUUGGCUGCAGAAGGAGCAAAACGUGACGCUGUACCAGCAUGAGCCACAAUGGCAGGGUUCCAUAGAAAAGAUGCGGCAAAAUGGGAACUCAGCCACGAGUCACUUGUUUCUGCAUGCUGGUAGCUACUUUGGGACGUGGCAACGAAUUGAUAUCCCCAGGUUCAUUGAAACAGAGUAUUGCUUGCUGCUGGACGCCGAUACAGUGAUCAUGCAGCCGUUUACACUCAAGGACUUUGGUCUGAAUCUCACCCACAGCAUUGGAAUGAGUGCCGAACGACAUCGCCAUCACACAGGUAACUUGCUCAACGCGGGAGUAACGCUGAUGAAUGUGCCCCACAUGAGAGCCACAUAUGAUAAGUUCCUUCAUUACAUUUUGGACCAUGUCAAUGAUCCCAAGUUCAAUCAUCCGGCCCCCAGUGAUCAGGGAGCAUACCUGGACUUUUAUCAGGAAACAGUACAGCAAAUCUCCAACUUUUGGAACUGGAAAGCCUAUUGGGGAGUCAAACCGAAGAACAAUAUGUUUAACAAGAUCAAGAUUCUUCACUUUCAUGGCAUCAAGCCACACGAUUACGUGAAAAAGCUCUUGGGACUUUCCUGUGACCAGGCUAUCAAUGACUUGUGCGAGAAGUUCAAGCAACCAAUCUUUCGAUUGACCGUGCAAAAGUUCUUGCAAGCAGCUGAUUCGAUACCAGACUUUCAUCGAAACUACUGUGGAAGUUCUUUCGAUGCAAAGAGACAACAAGGAUGCAUUUCCAUACUGGAUGGCCUCGUGAACAGGAAUUCAAACCAGCACUCUGAUCAGAUGAUAGGAGUAUCAAGAAAGAGGCGUCUUGCUCCAGCUGAGGAAACUGGGUUCUGGGAUGCCUCGGUUUUGAACAAAAAGGUGGUCACGGUGUCGCGACAAUCUGAACCAGGAGAGGACGAGCAGGACACUACAACACCCACGAAGAAAGUUCACGAGCUAUCCUUUGACUAUUUGGCAUUCUCGGAUGAAAUGAUGGCGCAGCGACAAUCGAAGAUGCAAUCCACAUCAUUGCUGUGGCUUCAACUCCGAAUGAUGCUUUUGACAGGGACCGUUCUCACGUUCUUUCUUUACGUUUAUCUUCGAAAGAAUCGACGGCUACUCUUUGUGCUCGUGUGCGGUUCGGUAACAAUACGCCACAUUCUCGCGUUCUCGACCAUGGGACACUCGCCAUCAGGCUUGAAUUCCUAG